AUGCUGCCACGAGCGGUUCCCGACAAGCACGCACACUUGAGCUCCUCCGCGCUAUCUCCGGAUGAGCAACGGAGCGAUUCUAUUUUCUCAUCGACCUUUCGGCUAGCUCGUGCCAUGGCAGACCGGCCGGGAGGCUCGUUGCCAGCCUUGCCCCGUCCGGCCAGGUCCCGGAACGGCCUAGCGUCAACGGAGUCCUCGUACCCGUUCCGCCGCCGCGUCCAGCCCCACGCGCCCGCAAGCUCCGACGGCCAGCUCCUUGUCUUCCUCGCUUUCGCCGUCACCCUCGCCGCCCUCCUGGUCCUCGCCGGCGUCACCCUCACCGUCGGCUUCGUCGCGCUCGUUGCCAUCAGCCCGCUCCUGCUCAUCACCAGCCCUCUCUGGGCGCCGCUGGGGCUUCUGGCCAUCGUGGCGGAAGGCGCCCUGCUGCUCGGCUGCGGCCUCGCGGUGCUUGCGCUGGGCGCGGGCACGUGGGCGCACAGGCGUUUGACGGGGCGGCAUCCGGUGGGCGCGCAUCGGGUGGGCUACGCCUACCCGCACCUGGACGUGGCCGGUUCGCCGGCGUGGCGGGCCACGGGACGAACCACCACGGGCGGUCGUCGGAGGAAGUACGCCGCACCUGGGGCAUAGCCACCGUGUAGGCGGUUUGGCUGCCGCCGAACAGGCUCUAUUUACUGUGCAUUCCGUUUUCCUGGCAUACCCACUGUACUU
Molecule: messenger RNA, 708 nt
Organism: Lolium perenne
Lineage: Eukaryota; Viridiplantae; Streptophyta; Magnoliopsida; Poales; Poaceae
Product: oleosin-like
Biological process (GO): lipid storage
Cellular component (GO): membrane; monolayer-surrounded lipid storage body
Source: RefSeq, a predicted model, not a curated record